AUGCCACAUGACUUUCGAAGUCCGAUGAGGCUCAAGAACUUCAUCGAGACGACCGUCGUCCGUGAACUGAAGUGCGCCAUUUCGAAGCAGCUCAGUAAGAUCGUCGCCGAAACCAAGGAUGUGAAGGUGAAGGUGGGAAAGAGAAGCAAAGUUGCAGCAACAGGCACUGGAGACACAGGUGCGGAUGAGCCAGCUGAAGAAGCUGAGGAAACUCCUGCAGAAACCAAGAAGAAGAAGCGAAGGAAGAUACUUGGAGCCGAAGACAAGGCAGAGGAGGAGGAGCGGGCGGCAGAUGCUGAGGAGCAGGCUGACGAGGAGGAGGAUGAGGACGACGAUGACGACGUAAGCUCAGGUAUGUACGACCCACCGCAAGAAGAGGAGGAAGGUGUCGAGGAUCCUGACGAGCGUGAGUUAGAGCGGCCCGAGGAGGAGGCUGAGGGUCGCAAUGAAGAAGAAGAGGAUGAAGAAGCGGAUGACGAGGCCAAGCCAAAGCAGGGUGAAGAUGAGGAUGACGAGGAGGAUGAAGACGUGGCAUCCCCGAAGGGAAAGCGCUCCAAGAAAGGCGACACCGGCGGAACGAAGGAGGCACGGGAGGAGGAUGGCGAAGAUGGCGGCUCGGGAGGCAGCCAUAAAGCCAAGGAAGUCUCGAAAAAGAAAGCAAAAAGCGAAGGCAAGACCGCGACAAGCCUCAGUGAGAGAGGCAAGGCUCUGCAAAAGCAGGCUGAGCAGGACCUGGCAGAGGCCUUGAAGGAAGACAAUUUCGUUUGGAGAUCAGAUCUGAAAGAUGAUGCGCUGACCAUCAUCGUGACCCACAACCAUGCCCAGUGUCCCCACAGCCUCUUCGUGGGCGAGGUGCUGCGAGGUGUCCUGUCGGCCGCAACGUUGCAGGACCCCGCCUGUGAAGGGGUGCAGGCGGUGCACGUGAAGGUGGAGAAUGACAAGGUCAGCCUGGAGUGUGAGGGAAUCAACCUCUUCGGCCUACAGUGCCUGUCGCCCGCACUGGUAGGGCACAACCAGAUCUACACCAACAAUCUCCGGCAUGUCCUGGAUAUCUACGGUGUAGAAGCUGCCCGUGCAUCGGUCGUCCGAGAAGUUCGCGGUGUGUUCGGUCACUACGGCAUUCAGGUCGAUCACCGGCACCUGUCGCUGAUUGCAGACUACAUGGCCCAAGCAGGUGGCUUGCGACCGUUCAAUCGGUUGGGAAUGAUUCACUGUACGUCUCCGUUGCUGCAGAUGUCCUACGAGACAACGAUGCAGUUCCUGUCCACGGCGUGCAAGGAAGACCUCCUCGACAACAUGGUCUCGCCUGCAAGCGCCAUUGUGCUUGGGCAGCCUCCAGCUGUCGGCACGGGCGUUGUGAACCUCUUGGUGGAUCUGGAUCCACCCGAUCCGCCAUGGAAGAAGCAGCGGCGCUUCAAGUUUCCAACCUGA
Molecule: messenger RNA, 1431 nt
Organism: Symbiodinium natans
Lineage: Eukaryota; Dinophyceae; Suessiales; Symbiodiniaceae
Source: the annotation of a GenBank genome assembly